Branchiostoma belcheri (Belcher's lancelet) is the source of this 1348-nucleotide messenger RNA. RefSeq names its product 26S protease regulatory subunit 8. Gene Ontology annotation, biological process: proteasome-mediated ubiquitin-dependent protein catabolic process. Lineage: Eukaryota; Metazoa; Chordata; Leptocardii; Amphioxiformes; Branchiostomatidae. Gene Ontology annotation, cellular component: proteasome regulatory particle, base subcomplex. The record is from RefSeq and is a predicted model, not a curated record. The transcript is spliced from 13 exons. Gene Ontology annotation, molecular function: ATP binding; ATP hydrolysis activity; proteasome-activating activity. Bases 54 to 1268 code for a protein of 404 amino acids.
CCACUUAAAGUUACCCAGAAGGCAGCGCGACGGGUCAGAGGUCACACGUCAGGAUGGCAGCAAACGAAGAGAUGGAGGUUGAUCAAGAUAACAAGAAGGAGGGAAUCCAGCUGUACUUCCAGAACAAAAUAGAAGGAUUGGAGUUGGAAGUUGCAGAGAGGACACAAAACCUGAGACGUUUAGAAGCACAGAGAAAUGAACUCAAUGCCAAAGUGCGUAUGCUGCGUGAAGAGCUGCAGUUGCUGCAGGAACAGGGCUCGUAUGUCGGCGAGGUCGUCAAACCCAUGGACAAGAAAAAAGUGCUCGUCAAGGUUCACCCAGAAGGGAAGUUUGUAGUAGAUGUGGACAAGGCCAUUGAUAUCAACGACGUCACGCCCAACUGCCGCGUCGCCCUGAGAAACGACAGCUACACACUACACAAGAUCCUGCCUAAUAAGGUUGACCCCCUAGUAAGUCUGAUGAUGGUGGAGAAAGUUCCGGACUCCACCUACGAGAUGAUUGGCGGUUUGGACAAACAGAUCAAGGAGAUCAAAGAGGUCAUUGAACUUCCGGUCAAACACCCCGAACUGUUCGAGGCCCUGGGAAUCGCUCAGCCAAAGGGUGUACUGUUGUACGGCCCCCCUGGUACAGGGAAGACCCUGCUAGCCCGCGCUGUUGCCCAUCACACAGACUGUACCUUUAUCCGUGUGUCUGGGUCUGAACUGGUGCAGAAGUUCAUCGGGGAAGGCUCCAGGAUGGUUCGCGAACUCUUUGUCAUGGCUAGAGAGCACGCUCCCUCCAUCAUCUUCAUGGAUGAAAUUGACUCCAUCGGAUCCUCCAGACUGGAAGGGGGGUCUGGAGGUGACAGUGAGGUACAGAGGACCAUGUUAGAACUGUUGAACCAGCUGGACGGGUUUGAGGCUCAUCAGAACAUCAAGGUUGUCAUGGCGACCAACCGGAUCGACAUCCUGGACUCGGCGCUGCUCCGUCCCGGCCGCAUCGACAGGAAGAUCGAGUUUCCCGCUCCCAACGAGGACGCGCGUGCCGACAUCUUGAAGAUCCACUCCCGUAAGAUGAACUUGACUCGAGGAAUCAACCUGAGGAAGAUCGCUGAGACCAUGCCUGGAGCCUCCGGGGCAGAGGUCAAGGGAGUGUGCACAGAGGCAGGAAUGUACGCACUACGGGAAAGACGAGUUCAUGUGACCCAGGAAGACUUUGAAAUGGCCGUAGCAAAGGUGAUGCAGAAGGACUCCGAGAAGAACAUGUCCAUCAAGAAGCUGUGGAAGUAAUGCUGGUGCAUUCUGGGAUAGCUUCCUGCCCCUGGGACUUGUGGGAUAUCGUCACACAUUGUUCUGAAUAAACACCAAGA